Messenger RNA from Naumovozyma dairenensis CBS 421, 924 nucleotides. RefSeq names its product phosphoribosylaminoimidazolesuccinocarboxamide synthase (gene ADE1). Gene Ontology annotation, molecular function: phosphoribosylaminoimidazolesuccinocarboxamide synthase activity. The transcript has a single exon. Gene Ontology annotation, biological process: 'de novo' IMP biosynthetic process. The record is from RefSeq and is a predicted model, not a curated record. NCBI's taxonomy places the organism in Eukaryota, Fungi, Ascomycota, Saccharomycetes, Saccharomycetales, Saccharomycetaceae. The coding region runs from base 1 to 924 and encodes 307 amino acids. Gene Ontology annotation, cellular component: cytoplasm.
AUGACCACCAACAACUCUUGUAUAACGCAAACAAACUUAGAUGGAGUCCUACCCCUAAUAAACAGAGGCAAAGUAAGAGACAUUUAUCAAGUCAACAAUGAAACGUUACUAUUCGUCGCCACUGACCGAAUCUCAGCAUACGAUGUCAUAAUGAACAAUCCAAUCCCUGAGAAGGGGAUCCUUCUAACUAAGUUAUCUGAAUUUUGGUUCCAUUUCUUAUCAGCCGAUGUCAAGAAUCAUCUCAUUGCCAUAGGUGAUGAAAUCUUCAAUCAUUUACCCUUUGUAUUAUAUGAUGAUUUAAAAUAUAGAAAUCAAUUAAAGAACAGAUCCAUGUUGAUCAAAAAAUGUAAAUUGAUCCCCCUGGAGGUAAUAGUUCGUGGAUUUUUAACUGGAUCCGCAUGGAAUGAAUAUAAGAAAUUCGGUACUGUACAUGGAACCACCAUGCCACAAGGAUUAAAAGAAUCUCAAGAAUUUGAUAAACCAAUUUUCACUCCCUCCACAAAGGCUGAGCAAGGUAAACAUGAUGAAAAUAUUACCAAAGAAGAAGCAAUUCAAAUCCUUAAUGGGGAUGUCAAAUUGAUUGAUGAUUUGGAGAAAUUGGCCAUUAAGUUGUAUUCCAAAUGUAAAGAAUAUAGUAAAACAAAGGGGAUCAUUAUCGCUGAUACAAAAUUUGAAUUCGGUAUUGAUGAAAUUACAAAGGAACUGAUCUUGGUCGAUGAAGUAUUGACUCCGGAUUCUUCUAGGUUCUGGAGCUUGGAGAAUUAUCAAGUCGGUAAAUCGCAAGAUUCUUUUGAUAAACAAUUUUUAAGGGAUUGGUUAACAACAAAUAAACUGAAUGGUGCCGAGGAUGUAGAUAUCCCGGAAGAUAUUAUAGAAAAGACAAGAGCUAAGUAUGAAGAAGCUUAUGAAAGUUUGACUUAUUGA